UACAAAUUGAGAAUUUGCUGAGCGCGGACGACGAAAAAAUCUGACACGGCGGACACAAAACGCAAACGAAAGCAGUGUUAUUAAGUGAAUUGAAGUGGAAGUGCAGGAAGAAGCAGAACUGAGGCGCAAGAAAAAGAAGCAGCGCAAAUAGAAUUCAAUUGAACAUUUAAAUUGGAUGUUGAAUUGUGAAAGGCGAAUUGAAAUUAAAAUUAAAAUUGGGUGUAAUUGGUGUAAAAAGGCGCACCACCUUCUGUCCGACCGACAGUUGAAUGGUUACUGCACGUAGCAAAUAUAGCGAUGUAAGGCGACAGAAGCGCGCGCCCAUUCUUCAGAUCAGCAAUUGCAACGCCUGCGCAAUAAUGAACAAAAUAGUAGUGCCAUAACAAAAAAAUAACCGCAAAAGCCAACAACAACUACAAGUGUUUCCAUUAACAAUUUCGCUUGUCAAAAGCGGUGAAUUAAAAUUAACAAAACAAUAAAAUAAAAGAUAUAAAUUCUCAAUACGCACAAAUCGGUUGAGGAAAUAAUUCCAACGCGAGUGAGUUAUAGAAAAUGAGCAAUCAAAUUAACGGGCGCCCGUCGGCGACGAGCGUCGCUGUUAUGGCGCUGAUCUGUGCAGCAGCGAUUGGCGGCGUGACUGCCGAUGGUGUCGACAUCGGCACUGCCGCACAAUUGGAUCCAGCAUUGAAGAAUGUCAAAUAUAUCGAGAACAAAGUUAUACCAGAUGUCAAGUCAUUAGCCAAUGAGCGUCCAAGGGCCGAGGGCGUCGACGCGGAAAAAUGGCAGCAGGUACAGCGUUUCAUGGAGGACGGCAUGCCCGUAUUGGAGCUCUAUGGUUACAAACCGAAAAGAGACACUCAGUUCACCAUGAUUAUACCCAAAAUCGAUGUACGUACCAUCGAAAAGCCACGACUUAAAGAAUUCAUGCUGGAGCAUUUAGUGCCUGGAAAAGUCUAUGAUAACUUUGCCGAUGAAGAUGUCUACGGCAAUGGCAACGGUCAUAAAAUCCACUUAUAUAAAGUGGAAAAGUCACAAAAUAGUUUGUGGUUACUAAAUGGUUAUCUCGUUUUGUACAAAAUUCGCUUGAAUGACAACUUAAUGGCUGUUGCAAUCGAUGGCUACCUUGGUGACCGGAAAUCACCCUAUUCCAAACGCAACAUACAAGAAUCGAAUAGUCGUUACAAUGAACCGCAACGUUUGGAGAUGCGCAACACCACCACAACGCACGCCAAAAUCGAGCCCAUACUAAAGGAGUCCAAGUCCAGCCCACUGAUGUCCUUCCUCAACAGCAUGAAAAGUGGCACCAAAGUUUUUCAGCAUUUCCUGUCCAAAAGCAAUCUCACACAGAUAAUGGACGACGGUUCCUACACGAUACUCAUACCGUCCGACAAUGCUUUUCAACGUUGGCAUCCCAUCGACUGGGGCUUCUACCCGUUCAGUGUGCAUGAGUUCACCGAGAGUGUGUUGCGUAACCACUUCCUGCCCACACAACAUCCGUUGCGCAUGGCCGAAGUGAAGAGCACCGACCAGAUGGUGGUGCGAACUAUGGGCGGCGAGAAUGUGGUCUUCCGCGGACAUCCUAGUCCAACUGUGAACAAUGUAUCUAUUAUGUCGGACUAUGCACUGGUAAAUGGCAAUCAAGUGUUCCUAAUCUCCGAGGUUUUGUUUGUGUCAGAAGCUGUGGUCUCCAAAUUACAUCAGAUGCACAAGGACAAAGAGACACCACCACUCCUGGCCUUCCCAUGGUUUGGCGCACAGUUUUUAUCGCACUCAUUUUUGGCAUUGGAGCGCGACCCUAGAUUUACUCAAAUCACAAGAUACUUGAACAACGCCGAAAUAGCGCCACAUGUUUCUGGCGCCAAUUACACCUUCUUCGUGCCCGAGGACAAAGCUUUUGAACGACUUGGUUUUGACAGACUAUCUGACGAUGUAAUGGCCUCUCCGCGUGGCAUCAAGAUGUUACUCAACCACUUUGUACGCGGACGUCUGUACGAUCGUGAUCUACGUGAUAACGAGGUGUUCGAAACUAUUGGUGGUGGCCACAUCAAGAUCACCCGCAAUCCAGGAAGCAAUGCAACUAGCGUCAAUAACGCCAAGAUUACCGAAAGCGAAGUAUUCGUCUAUAAUUUAGGCACAAUGUUCUAUAUCGACGACAUACUUUACGCACAUUUGCUACGUGAAUACGUCUCGAAGCCGACGAAAACGAGAUCUGACCCCAACGGCAGUGGUGGCGGUGGUGGACGUAAGUCUACAAUGUUAAAAGCAAAGGGUUUUUAUGAGAUUAUACUUCUUUCUAUUUUCUUUUUUCCGGCAGAACGAAAUGGCGACUACAUUAUUGGUGAUCAGGAUGAUGAGUUCGAUGACGAGAUUAUAACGCCGAAGGCACUACCCGUCCAGAUUUUUGAACUUCCACAAUAGAUGCUAAUUUGAAUGAAAUUCAAAUUAUUUACAUUGGUUAAAACAUAUAUAAAAUAAGGAGUAUCCCAAUAAUACGUAGUAUUUGAGGUUAUAUUUUCGGGAAUCAAAUAUGCGUACAUACAUAUUACUUGUGCAAAUGUGGCGCCAAGUAGGAGGAGGAGGAGGAGGAGCAGGCCCCAUCAACGCAACUGUGUAUAGAUUGAUUUGUAUUUUGUUAAUUUUAUGUUAUCGCUCGAACCUUUUUUAAUAUAAGUUUGUAAAUUUUCAAUCGAAAUCUUGUGAAGUGAAGUGCGUAUUUAAUUAAAACAUACUGGAUGGAGAGAGAUGCUAAAGCAAAUUAACGAAGAGUGAAAUUUAAAAGUAUACCACAACAAACUAUAUUAAAACAGAUAAUUCACGGUCCAUAGAUACAUACAUAUUUAUAUGAGGAAAACUAUUAGCAAUUCGAUAGCAUGAACUGGAAAUUUUUGAACUCAUAAGCAAGCUAAUCGUGUAAAUCUAAUAAGAAAUAAUCAAUUAAAAUCAAGUAAAAAUUAGGAAAUCUGCUAAAAAUUCAUUCAGUAGUGUGGAAACUUUCCUUGUGCUUCGCAUUAGUGAUUCAAUGGAUUUCUCUAAUAGAAGGCCCUAGCAUACACAAACACAUGUUAUAUAACUAUACGAGUAGUAGUAGUACUUGAGAGGGCAUGAAGACGAAAGGCUAGAUAACAUUCUGCUAAAAACUUUAGGCAACAACAUUAACAUAUCGUCAUAUACAUAAAAUUGAUGCAAAAUUAGAACAAAAAUUGUGAAAGUAAAAAUGGCAAAUAAACAAAAAUAUUCCAAAACUCAAUUACGUAAUAUCUCGAACCAAAAAUGUGCUGGCAAUGUCAAGCGGCAAACUGAAAAUGUGCGACCGAGAGUAUCUCUAAUUGUGACAUGAAUUUAUAACUGUAGCAAUAUUAAGUAAACAAUUUUAUAUUAACACGAAAUUCGAUAGUUUGUUAACAAUAAAACAAAACAUAAUAUAAAUAAUGAAACAAUAAAGAAGAUAAAACCAA
Molecule: messenger RNA, 3455 nt
Organism: Bactrocera neohumeralis
Lineage: Eukaryota; Metazoa; Arthropoda; Insecta; Diptera; Tephritidae
Exons: 8
Coding region: 553-2418 (621 amino acids)
Biological process (GO): cell adhesion; extracellular matrix organization
Cellular component (GO): extracellular matrix
Molecular function (GO): cell adhesion molecule binding
Source: RefSeq, a predicted model, not a curated record